AGUCUGGGCCGCUGGGUGCAGAGCCUGCCGCAGCCCCGGCGGCCACGGUCGCUUCCUCAAUCGUGAUACCCAUUGUCUCCCACCCCGUCCGGCCCUCCGCUUCCCCGACAACCAUGGCGCACGAAGCCGGGAGGAGCUCUCGUCUUGGGGGGCCCUGCGGGGAACCUGCGGAGCUCGGAGGUGAUGCUAGCGAGGAGGACCACCCCCAAGUCUGUGCCAAAUGCUGCGCACAAUUCACGGAUCCAGCUGAAUUCCUCGCCCACCAGAACGCAUGUUCUACUGAACCUCCUGUAAUGGUGAUAAUUGGGGGCCAAGAGAACCCCAACAACUCUAAUGCCUCCUCUGAACCCCGGCCUGAGGGUCACAGCAGUCCCCAAGUCAUGGACACAGAGAACAGCAAUCCUCCAGAAUCCGGGUCCUCUGGGCCGACUGAUCCCACCUGGGGCCCAGAGCGGAGAGGAGAGGAGACUUCAGGGCAUUUCCUGGUCGCUGCCACAGGUACAGCGGCUGGGGGAGGUGGGGGCCUAAUCUUGGCCAGUCCCAAGCUGGGAGCAACCCCAUUACCUCCAGAAUCCACUCCUGCACCCCCCCCUCCACCACCUCCCCCUCCACCCCCAGGUCUAGGCAGCGGCCACUUGAACAUUCCUCUGAUCUUGGAAGAGCUGCGUGUGCUGCAGCAGCGGCAAAUCCAUCAGAUGCAGAUGACUGAGCAAAUCUGCCGGCAGGUGCUGCUGCUUGGCUCCUUAGGCCAGUCCGUAGGUGCCCCUGCCAGUCCCUCAGAGCUACCUGGGACAGGGACUGCCUCCUCCACCAAACCCCUACUACCCCUCUUCAGCCCCAUCAAGCCUGUUCAAACUGGCAAGACACUGGCACCUUCCUCCUCUUCCUCCUCCUCCUCCUCAGGGGCAGAAACACCCAAGCAGGCUUUCUUUCACCUUUACCACCCACUGGGGGCACAGCAUCCCUUCUCUGCUGGAGGGGUUGGGCGAAACCACAAGCCUGCCCCUGCCCCCUCCCCUGCCCUUCCAGGCAGCGCAGAUCAGCUGAUUGCCUCACCUCAUCUGGCAUUCCCAGGCACCACAGGACUACUGGCAGCACAAUGUCUUGGGGCAGCCCGAGGCCUUGAGGCCACUGCCUCCCCAGGGCUCUUGAAGCCAAAGAACGGAAGUGGUGAGCUGGGCUAUGGGGAAGUGAUGGGUCCCUUGGAGAAACCAGGUGGAAGGCACAAAUGCCGCUUCUGUGCCAAAGUAUUUGGCAGUGACAGUGCCCUGCAGAUCCACCUCCGCUCCCACACCGGUGAGAGGCCCUAUAAGUGCAAUGUCUGUGGCAACCGCUUUACCACCCGUGGGAACCUCAAAGUGCAUUUCCAUAGGCAUCGCGAGAAGUACCCACAUGUGCAGAUGAACCCACAUCCAGUGCCAGAGCACCUUGACUACGUCAUCACCAGCAGYGGCCUGCCCUAUGGUAUGUCUGUACCACCAGAGAAGGCUGAGGAGGAGGCAGCCACGCCAAGUGGAGGUAUGGAACGCAAGCCUCUGGUGGCCUCCACCACAGCACUCAGUGCCACAGAGAGCCUCACGCUGCUCUCCACUGGGGCAGGGACUGCCACAGCUCCCGGGCUCCCUGCUUUCAAUAAGUUUGUGCUCAUGAAAGCAGUGGAGCCCAAGAGUAAAGUUGAUGAAAACACUCCCCCAGGGAGUGAGGGCUCAGCCAUCAGUGGAGUGGCAGAAAGUGGCACUGCAACCCGCAUGCAACUAAGUAAGCUGGUAACUUCGCUACCAAGCUGGGCACUGCUUACCAACCACUUCAAAUCCACUGGCAGCUUCCCCUUCCCCUAUGUGCUAGAGCCCCUGGGGGCCUCACCUUCUGAGACAUCCAAGUUGCAGCAGCUGGUAGAAAAGAUUGACCGACAAGGAGCUGUAGCAGUAGCCUCUGCUCCAUCAGGGGCCCCCACCACCUCUGCCCCUGCACCUUCAUCCUCAGCCUCUUCUGGACCUAACCAGUGUGUCAUCUGCCUCCGGGUGCUGAGCUGUCCUCGAGCUCUACGCCUGCACUAUGGUCAACAUGGAGGUGAGCGGCCCUUUAAAUGCAAAGUGUGUGGCAGAGCCUUCUCCACCAGGGGUAAUCUGCGUGCACAUUUCGUGGGCCAUAAGGCCAGUCCAGCUGCCMGGGCCCAGAACUCCUGCCCCAUCUGCCAGAAGAAGUUCACUAAUGCUGUCACUCUGCAGCAGCAUGUUCGGAUGCAUCUGGGGGGCCAGAUCCCCAAUGGUGGUACUACACUCCCAGAGGGUGGAGGAGCUGCCCAGGAGAAUGGCUCUGAGCAAUCUGCAGUCUCUGCGGUGGGAAGCUUCCCCCAGCAGCAGUCACAGCAGCCAUCACUGGAAGAGGAAAUAUCUGAGGAWGAGGAUGAGGAUGAGGAAGAGGAGGAAGAUGUGACUGAUGAAGAUUCCUUAGCAGGAAGAGGCUCAGAAAGUGGAGGUGAGAAAGCAAUAUCAGUGCGAGGUGACUCAGAAGAGGCAUCUGGGGCAGAGGAGGAGGUGGGGUCAAUGGCCGCAGCAGCCACAGCUGGGAAGGAGAUAGACAGUAAUGAGAAAGCAAAUCAACAGUCUUCUCUACCUCCACCUCCGCCUCCACCUGAUUGCCUGGAUCAACCCCAGCCAAUGGAGCAGGGCAGCAGUGAGGUUUCAGGAGGCAUGGAAGAGGUGGGUAAACCAGAGAGGAGCUCAAGCCCUGAAACACCACUCAAUCCAGAAAGAGAAGGCACUGGCACCCCCUUGGUGGAGGAGCUGAGCUUGCAGGAAGCUGGGAGAAAGGAGCCAGGAGAGAGCAGUGGCAGAAAGACCUGUGAAGUGUGUGGCCAGACCUUUCCCAUCCAGGCAGCUCUGGAGGAGCAUCAGAAGACACACCCCAAGGAGGGGCCGCUCUUCACUUGCAUUUUCUGCAGGCAGGGCUUCCUUGAGAGGGCUACCCUCAAGAAGCAUAUGCUGUUGGCUCACCACCAGGUACAACCCUUUGCUCCCCAUGGCCCUCAGAAUAUUGCUGCUCUUUCCUUGGUCCCUGGCUGUUCACCUUCCAUCACUUCUCCAGGGCUCUCCCCCUUCCCUCGAAAGGAUGACCCCACAAUCCCGUGA
Molecule: messenger RNA, 3131 nt
Organism: Urocitellus parryii (Arctic ground squirrel)
Lineage: Eukaryota; Metazoa; Chordata; Mammalia; Rodentia; Sciuridae
Gene: Sall2
Product: spalt like transcription factor 2
Biological process (GO): regulation of transcription by RNA polymerase II
Cellular component (GO): nucleus
Molecular function (GO): RNA polymerase II cis-regulatory region sequence-specific DNA binding; DNA-binding transcription factor activity, RNA polymerase II-specific
Source: RefSeq, a predicted model, not a curated record